AUGUCAGACACAACCUCUCUCACUGGUCAAGUCAACAGACUCACAAUCGCCGGAGACAAUGCUUCCAUCGUGCGUCGUUUCCCCCCCCUAUUCUCAACCAACCCCCCUACUAAAGCGUACUGCAGAACUCCUCCCAGACCGAAUCGUCAGAGUUGGUAGCAGUCGUAGACGAUCUCCUGAAUCAGCUCACCACCAAGUUCAAUUCCAUCAGUGGUGAGAUCUUGACCAAAAGUAUGUGGACAUCGGGAUGUUGAAGCUUUCCACCCGUACUAACUCCAAUCGCUAGUGGACGACAUGGCCAAAAGACUAGAUACCUUGGAAGGCAACAUCCAAGCUGGAAAUGCUGCGGCUGCAGCUCAAAACGAGAGCGAGGAGAGCAAGUAG
Messenger RNA from Lecanosticta acicola, 384 nucleotides. The record is from the annotation of a GenBank genome assembly. NCBI's taxonomy places the organism in Eukaryota, Fungi, Ascomycota, Dothideomycetes, Mycosphaerellales, Mycosphaerellaceae.